GAAAACUGCAUAAAGGGUUGAAUAAAGUCUCACACUUGCAACAACAUCUCGAGAGGUUUCUUCUCUCUCUCUUCUGCUGAUCGUUUGUUGUUCAAAGUAACCAGGGGAAGAUGGAGGGAGAUGGCGGAGAUCCUUUCAACGUUGAUUCUCCUUUCGGUGGAUCUGGUGGCCCGAACACUGGUCCCCCGAGUCAGAUGUCUAAUGAUUUUGGAAGAGACUCUUUUGAUGGUUUUGGUGCCCCUAACAAUGAACCUCCGAGUGAGAUGUCUAAUGUUUUAGGAGGGGACUCUUUUGGUGGAUCUAAUGGUGAUCCAUUUGGUGGCUCUUUUGGUGGAUCUAAUGGUGAUCCGUUUGCUGACCCUUUGUUCACCCAUCCUUUUGGUGGUAACAUGUUUCAGCCCAGCCUGUUUGGUCCUCCUACCAUGGACCCUUUUGCAGGAGUGCGUCCUCCUCCAUUAGGGUUUAUCGAGAAUCAUCAUCACCAGACACCACAACCGAGACUACCAGGUGGACCAGUUAUUGAAGAGAUCAAUGUUUUAGAUGCUGAGGAAGAAGGAGAAGCAUAUCAAGAGAAGAGCGUAAUCCUAGGGAAACGUGGCAGGUCAAGCAGUGAGGUGGAAACUGAAGAGGCUAUAGCUGAAGAGAGAAGGAUUGCACACAUGCAAAACAUGAAUGCAAAUGCUAUGGUGGACAAUGAACAAUGGCAGCCACAAACUCAAGAGAGAAGGAUUGCACACAUGCAAAACAUGAAUGCAAAUGCUAUGGUGGACAAUGAACAAUGGCAGCCACAAACUCAAGAGAGAAGGAUUGCACACAUGCAAAACAUGAAUGCAAAUGCUAUGGUGACCUAUGAACAAUGGCAACCACAAACUCAAGUCAGACACAUGCAAAACAUGAAUACAAAUGCUAUGGUGAACAGUGGACAAUGGCAGCCACAGACUCAAGGUUAUAGUUUCCAGAGCUCGACUGUUACUUACGGUGGUAAUGACGGAAACUACUACACUUCGUCCACGACCAGAAGGACAGGAAGUGAUGGGUUAACUCUCGAAGAAAGCAAAGAAGCUAAUACUGCAACUCGCGAAACAGCGCACAGGAUUUCAAGAGGCUUCCAUAACAAGGGCCACACGGUUGAGCGUACGCGCAACUCGGAUGGUCGGGUUGGUACAAACCAGAUUUUGCACAAUCUGAACGAAGAUGAAUUGGCUGGUUUUGAACAGUCUUGGAGUAGCAAUGCUGGAAUGCAAAUGCAAUUCCCCAGUCUGUCUGGUUCCUUUGGCAGUGGCUUUGUUAACAGAGAGCAACCAAUGCUGCCUCCUCCGACUGAUCCAAGCUCUUCUCGUGCAAGAAGAGGGCCUUACUGUCACAGAAGAAGGAAUGCAACGGAUUUAAGCAGGCUGGGUUUCUAAAGGCUCCAAGUGAAUGUAACCAAAAGACUAUUAUAUACUUUACUUUGGUUGCAUGGUUACUGUAACCUCUGUAUGAUGACAUGAUUUGAGGGGUUUAUGAUUUAUG
Brassica oleracea var. oleracea is the source of this 1512-nucleotide messenger RNA. RefSeq lists its product as uncharacterized. The transcript has 10 exons. The record is from RefSeq and is a predicted model, not a curated record. Bases 111 to 1406 code for a protein of 431 amino acids. Lineage: Eukaryota; Viridiplantae; Streptophyta; Magnoliopsida; Brassicales; Brassicaceae.